AUGUCCCUCCCCCGAUCCAACUACGACCCACGAAGGGUAUGCGUCAAUCCAUUCCCGAACCUCGACCUGCCUUUCGGCAAGUACCGCCACUCGGUCGGCGUUUACCUCGCCGGCGCCCUCUUUGCUUUGGCAAAUUGGACAUUCUUUGACGCGGCUAUACUCUCGAAGCACGCACAUGCACCGCCGGGCGACGCCGAUUACCCUGUGCCCGUGCACGUCACCUUCGUUGACUGGGUGCCCGGCCUGUGCUCCUUGUUUGGCAUGCUCAUCGUGAACCUUAUCGAUAAGGACCGUGUGCGCGGAGAGGAUGGAUUCGGAGACUCGCGUGCGGUGUGGAGGGCGCGGCUCAUUCUCUUCAUUGGCUUCGCCUUGAUGGCCGGUGGGCUCGCAGGCAGCGUCGCUUUGCUUGUGCUCAAGUAUGUUCUGUCUGGCUACGCCGACCAGCUCAUAUACUACGGCUAUGCCAACGUCGGCCAGAACAUUGGUCUCAUGCUCUCUGCGGUUGUCCUUUGGAUCGCACAGAGCACCGGAGGGGAGUACGAGUACAACCUGUCCAUCUGA
Molecule: messenger RNA, 561 nt
Organism: Peniophora sp. CBMAI 1063
Lineage: Eukaryota; Fungi; Basidiomycota; Agaricomycetes; Russulales; Peniophoraceae
Source: the annotation of a GenBank genome assembly